Messenger RNA from Nelumbo nucifera (sacred lotus), 2378 nucleotides. Its product is annotated as protein ASYMMETRIC LEAVES 2-like. Lineage: Eukaryota; Viridiplantae; Streptophyta; Magnoliopsida; Proteales; Nelumbonaceae. The record is from RefSeq and is a predicted model, not a curated record.
GGUCAUGUCAUGACAUGCUCCUGCUCCUAAUAUAUGUCCAUGGAGAGAGAGAGAGAGAGAGAUUGCACUGGGCAGACUUGUAUGGUAGUAGCAGAGAGCGCAGUAAGCAAAGACAGAGAGUAAGCUUUCUCCGCGACUCCUCCGGCUCAGCGCAAGGGGGGUCGUAGUUUCUUUCUUCCGUCCCCGCUGAGAUACACAACACAACACACAGACCCACUCUCACUCGCCCCAACCACCCACCUUUAAUUUGCUUCCCCAGCUUCUCCUUUCUUUCUUCUAUAUAUUCUCUGUACUCUUCUUUGUACUCUUCCUCUUUCUCCCUCCCUUUUGCUCUCUUUUCUCCUGUUAAAAUAUUCUUAAUUCUUACAGUUUUCUCUGCACCUUCUCGUAUUCUCAUCUCUUCAUCACCAUCUUUCUGUGCUUGUUACCUGCCGAACUUCAGUUCCUCAUAUUCUUUCGCUAGUAGAUAUUUCCUCCUCUCGUUUUCUGCUUUUGCUUUGUGCUUUCCGGUGAAUCAGAACGAAUUCCGGGCCAAAAGGCAGGAGAAAUUUGCGUGACACUGAAAACUCCGAAAACCCAGCUCAAGAGUUAGCGACAAGAAAAAAGGAAAAAUAAAAAUAGAAAACGAGAGAGAGAGAGAGAGAGAGAAGACUUUGUUGAAGUGAAGGGACUGAAUAGAGGGAGAGCUAGCCCUGAAAAGGAGAGUUGAAACUGGGGAAAAAGAGGAGCGAAAAUCUAAUCUGAGUCAUCUGGUUUCGAACUUCGAAGAGUGAGGGAGAGAAGAAAGACUGGGAGGGGCUUGAGAUUGGAUAUAAAAGAGAGAAAAAAAGGGCGUUUGACUGAAGAAACCGAGGCGAUGAAGACUUUGAGUAGAGAGAGAAAGGACUAAACAGCGUCACAGAUCUCAUUUUCAACUUUUUAAGUGCUUUAUUUUAUUGAAAUCCUCUGUUCUUCUCGUAGUUUAUUCGUCCAGAGAUCCCCAACUUCAACUUCACAGUGAAUGAAGAAAACUUUAUCAAAUUCAAGCAAGAUCUGCUUCGGAGAGAAGUGAAGAGCAACUAAAUUCUUCUAGCUCUUACUUCACCUUCACGUGAACCCUUCCGAAUACUAGGGGUACUACUCCCUCGAAACCCUAAAGCUGCGUCCUCCAGGCUUCCAACUUAGUACUCAGCGAAGCCGAUCAAUUUGAAAGAAGAUUUUUUUUUUUCAUUAUUCAAUCUCGAUCCGGAUCUCUGUAACCAAGCGGGCGGCCUUAAAUUCCAUUAUUAAAUCAUAACAUAUAUUCAAAAGGGAAAGAAGAUCGAAGCUUAUCCCUAACAGCUCUACGAAUUGCACCAUUUCUCUGUACAAGUAGAAGAGCCUUGGUUGUGCUGCUUCACCGCCAUUGUUGCCCGUCUACAGAUUUUAACAGUUGCACCUGCAACGCAAACCAGGAAAAGGAAGGAAGAGAAGAGCAACAAAGAAGGGAAGAAAUUAUUACACCCAAAAGAAAAUAUUUAUAGAGCAGUUCAGUUAUGGCAUCGUCGUCAAGCUCUCCCUGUGCCGCGUGUAAAUUUCUCCGGCGUAAGUGUCACCCAGAGUGUGUUUUCGCGCCGUACUUCCCGCCGGACCAGCCACAGAAGUUCGCAAACGUCCACAAGGUAUUCGGUGCAAGCAAUGUAACGAAGCUGCUCAACGAACUCCACCCUCACCAGCGCGAGGAUGCCGUGAAUUCCCUGGCUUACGAGGCGGACAUGCGCCUCCGAGAUCCCGUCUAUGGCUGUGUGGGCGUAAUUUCCCUCCUCCAGCACCAACUCCGGCAACUGCAGAUGGACCUCAGUUGUGCCAAGUCCGAGCUCUCCAAGUACCAGAACGUCGGCAUCACAAGCCAUGGACUUAUCGCGGCAGCAGCUGCCGCUGCUGCUGCCAGCACCCACAACCACCCCCAGAUUGGGAUUGGUCUUCUGGGUGGCAGCCGCGAUCACCACCAAUUCUUCACUAGGGAUCAACAGCAAAUGAUCAGGGCUUUUGAUGCUAACAGUGCCUACGACGCAAGCCUCGUCGCCAUGAAUGUUUCGGCCAGCCUUGGGCAGUUGGGUCAGUUCCAGCAGACAAGAGCUGCUGGUGGCGACGAUCUUCGGAGCGUUGGACCUUCGUAGGUUACAUCUUAAUCGAUCAUAUACUUGCCCAACUUCAUCAAACAGGUUUCGAAGGGAGAGAGAGAGAGAGAGAGAGAGAGAGGUUGUUCAGAGUCCAUGAAAGAAGUUACUAGCCAUUGAUGUGCUAGUUUUUUAUAUACAUAUUUAUGUUCUCUCCUUAAUUUCUAUUGUUCUUGCCUUCUUUUUUCCUACUGUGAACUACAGUAAUAGUAACAAAGAUUAGCUAGUAGGUCUCUGCCA